CUAAUUUCAUGUUUCUUUCUUAAAAAAAUUAGGGUUCUUUUUUUCUGUUUCUCGAUUUUUGUUCUAUUAGAUUCUGAUUCUCGAAAACCAUCUCGAUUUUUUGCAUUGACACUGUGAAAUUGGAGCUGUAAUAUGGACAAGUCCUGGGUUUGGCUUCCAAGGGCCAGCAAUGAUUAUGAAAAGGGGGCAACUGAUUUCGUGAAUAAGUCAGCGUUGAGGUUGGGUAAUCCUCUUCAAAUCUCAUGUCCCUGUGUCGACUGUCGGAACAUGUGUCACCAAAAUCUCAACACAGUCGUGGAGCAUUUAGUCAUAAGGGGGAUGGAUAAGAAGUACAAGAGGAAUGAUUGUUGGAGCGUUCAUGGAGAGAUAAGAAAGACGCAGACAGAUGAGUUUGAAAGUGUUGACCACUUAGAAGCAUACGAGUUGUUUAGAACUGCAUUCUCUGUUGCUGAAGACAAUCCACAAACCGGAGAGCAACCAGAAGUAUUUAAAG
Molecule: messenger RNA, 493 nt
Organism: Brassica oleracea var. oleracea
Lineage: Eukaryota; Viridiplantae; Streptophyta; Magnoliopsida; Brassicales; Brassicaceae
Exons: 2
Source: RefSeq, a predicted model, not a curated record